This is a messenger RNA of Hippocampus zosterae (dwarf seahorse), 5584 nucleotides long. RefSeq names its product zinc finger MYM-type containing 4, tandem duplicate 1 (gene zmym4.1). The transcript is spliced from 27 exons. The record is from RefSeq and is a predicted model, not a curated record. Lineage: Eukaryota; Metazoa; Chordata; Actinopteri; Syngnathiformes; Syngnathidae. Bases 185 to 4720 code for a protein of 1511 amino acids.
AUUUCCUUUUGCCAAAAACCAGAGGUAAACACGCAAAGAAGGAAGCGCCAGACAAGCUAGUAACAUCCCCAUCGUAGGAUGGUGCUUUGGUUCUAAUUGAAGGGUGCACCGCUCUUUCAAAUCAAUUAAAUGCUUUGAGUCGUCUUUUUAUGCACGACCCGAGCGUUCUGCAUUGGCAGCGAACAUGGAGGUAAUGGAAAUUGGCGAUGGACGACGGCAUCCGGCCGCCGAUGAAGUGCCACUUGCGGAAACAGAGGACACGGGAUCUGAAGCUCCAGCCAAAGGUGGAAGCUCCCUCCCAAACCAAAGUGAAGAGAGCAAGUUUGAACCUAAAGACAUAGAGACCCCGCUAGUUCCGUGUCGCAUGGAGCCCUUGAACGCCUCACCGUCCCACUCAGAAGACGAGACCGAGGAAGGAGGCCCAGCCAGCGAGAAAGAUGAAGAUGACGUAGAGGAUGUAGAGGAGAUGGAAGCCACUCCUGUGCAGGUGAAGGACCUGGACUCGGAGGAGACAAUCGGCAAAGGCAAUUGUUCCGCCUCAUUCAGCCUCGAUGAGAUGAUGGACAUUGGUACUGUGGAUCAGCAAGAACAGGAAGCUCAGAUGUGCACAGAUGAUAACAACAGCACCACAGUGUUGGAGGAGGAGGAAACGGCACAAAACGAGCUAGACGCUGACAUGACACCUAAUGUCGGAAUGAAAGUUGAUGAAGAAGUACAAAAAAAAGAGAAGGAGGAGGAGAAAAAUGAAGAUGGGAGUGUGGAGGAGGUGAAAGAGAAGGAGAUGGAGGAGGUGACAGAAAAGGAGGUGAUAGAGAAGGAGCCUGAGGUGAACGAGAAGGAGUGUGAGGAGGUGAACGAGAAGGAGCGUGAGGUGUUAAAUGAGAAGGAGCGGGAGGAGGAGAACGAGAAAUUGGGGGAGGAUGUGAAAGAGCAGCGGCAGCAGCAGGAGGAGGAAGUAAAUGAGAAUAAUGAGGGGAUAGAGGAGGAGAAGGGGGAGAAAGAAGAGGAGUCUCUACCUUUCUACACCACUCGCUCCAGAAGCAGAGCAGCCACAACGUCCGUAUCACCGUCAACGUCCGACAUGACCAAUGGGAUGAAAGUGAUCAAGCUCUCCGCCUCCAAUUCCUCUUCAUCAUCUUCACCGGCUCCCAUCAAAAUCAAGGAAGAGCCCGAGGAUGAGGAGUACGAGCUUAUGUCCGCCACGGCCACUGUAAAGGAUGAGCCCGUUGCUGCUAAGGAGGAGGACUUGCAGAUUGAAUCCGUGUACUCCGUGAUGCCGGACGGCAGCGGUCGAAGGCAACGAAGUCGACUGUCCUCGUCCUCGUCCAUGUUGAACAUGUUGUGCGCGCACUGCCAAAAGGGGCUGCUCAAGGGGCAGACGGCAUACCAGCGCAAAGGCUCCCCGGCGCUCUUCUGCUCCACCAGCUGCCUCUCCUCCUCGCUCAGCUCUUCCAAAAGCGUCAAGACCUGUCACCGCUGCCAAAAGCGCAUAUACCGCCCUCAGGAUGUCAUCCUGGCUCCGGAUGUGGACGGCUUGAUGAGGGGCUUCUGCAGCGAACCGUGCCUGAGUGCGUUCACCCUCAACAAAAACGCUGACGCCAAGGCGCUGGCUUCUUCCGACGUCAAACUACAGUCGGCAUGCAGCAUGUGCGCCAAAUACGACAUCAGCAAGCACGAGGUCGUCCUUAGCGGCAUCGUCCACAAGAUGUGUAGCGACGCAUGCUUCAAGCUCUUCCGCACUGCCAAUCAGCUGACCAUGACGGGCUGCGCCAACUGCGGCUCCAUCUGUCACGUGAGGCCGCUGCUGCUCAAGAUGGAGGGCAGCAGCAAGACACUGUGCAACCUCGACUGCCUCGUCAAGUACAAAAAGAAAGUUAAGAUGAAUCUGCCGUGCGCCAUGUGUCGCUCCCCGCGGCCGCUCGCCGACAUGUUCCACAACAAAAGCAACACCGAUGACUCCGUGAGCCUCUACUGCAGCAACAGCUGCAUCAUGGCCUUCAUGGUCCAGUGUGUCAGCUCCUCAGGCACACACCUGACCUGCGAAAACUGCGGCAUGAACUCUCUGCCGGCGUACCACGUGGCCAUGUCCGACACCACCAUCAAAAAUUUCUGCACACUGCCGUGCAUGAUGACCUUUCAGGAGAAGUUCAAACAGAAACAGAAGCAGAUGACCAUUUUCCCAAAGUUGACGGUGGCGUCCGGUCAGGAGCCGAGCGCCACGCCGCCGCCGCCGCCGCAAGCCGCUUCGGCCACGCUUGGCUGUGCCCAGUGUGCCCGCCAAAUGACCUCCAAGCCUGAUGUCAUCCACGUCAAGGACAAGGUGGUGUUUGUCUGCAGCUGGAGCUGCGCCCUGGAGUUCAAAACGAGCAAAAACAUCAGCGCCAAGUGCGAGUACUGCAAGAUGGACAAGAUCAGCCGAGAGGUGAAGCGCAUCAACGGGAAGGACUGCUCCUUCUGUAGCCACGGCUGCAAGCUGCUGUACGAGCAUGACCUGGACGCGCACUGGGGCAAGCACUGCAAAUGUUGCUCGUAUUGCCAGUGUGUCUCCAAGAAAGUGGAGAAGGCGCUCUACGGCGAGUCCAGCGAGGAGUUCUGCUCCGAGGAGUGCAGGUCCAAUUACACCAUGCUCUUCUGCCAUGUUGCCAAGUGCACCUCGUGCGGCCGCAAAGGCAAACUGAAGCACAGUCUUUUCGUGCUGGGAGAGUUGCGCAACUUCUGCGACCUGGCGUGUCUGUUCCACUUCUGCAACGGCCAGAUCAAGACGCAGGGCGACGUCUUCCCGCCAGACUCGCCCGUCAUCGCCAAUGUUGUCUCACUCGCGUGCCAGGACCAGGCAGGCCGUGCCACUCCCGACAAGCCCACCAAGCAAAUAGGAGACUAUCAAAUCAGUUUGAGGAAACGAAAAGAGGACUCGCGCACUUCAACAGGUCCCCGAACAAGAGGUUCCGACUCACAAACAGACCCUGAUCUGAUCAUUAUUAACGACAGUCCAGAGAGAAAGAGGCCGUCUCCUUCCACGCCCACGCCUAUUUCUACCAGCACUUCGAGAAGCAUGAAGAACAAGGCCCUGCUGUGCAAGCCGCUGGUGCAGAACAAGGGUGUCUCCUGUCGGACGCAGACGGUCAACGUCGAGGCGCAAACAGAUUUGUCCAUACCUGAGGUUAUGGUCCUCCCCAUUCCCGUGCCGGUGUACGUCCCCGUGCCCAUGAACAUGUACAGCCAGUGCACCCCCAAUCCCGUGGGCGUGCCCCUGCCUCUCCCCGUGCCCAUGUUGCUGCCCGUCAACAUUGACAACGCCGACCGCAUCGUGGAGACCAUCAAGAAGAUCAAGGAAAAAUUCCCGGAGGACCCGUUCGAGGCCGAGCUCAUUGUCAUGGCGGAGAUGGUGUCCGAGACCAACGGAGGCGAUGGCGGGACAGACGAAGAGGGGGAAAUGCGAGCGGCUGGCGGAGAUGCCGAUGGCCUGGUCGUCAGCUUGGACGAGCCAAAUACUCCUUCACCUCCCAUGGAUGUUGAAACCGAUUUCCCCAUCGAGACCUUGGAGAGGAUGGCCCUGCAGCGAGAGUCUUCCACGCCGCCGGCCAGCCCCACGCCCGCCGGCUCACGGAAACGUCAACCGUCACGGAAAUCCAGAGAGACGAGGGGUCGUAAAAAGUCAAACAAGGGCGCCGAGGUGUCGGGUAAAAAAGGGUCCGCCGCCAAGAGCUCCGUCCCCAAAGUCCUGAAGCUUAAGAGUGAGUACGGCGUGGAUGCUUGGAAGCGAUGGAUCCACUGGAGAGACACUCAGGCCGACACGGAGACGCCGCGUAUCGGAAUGCGCCCACUGGUGCCGAAAGAAGACCUCCUCCGCUGCACCUCGGCCGAACUGAGCUACGGCCUGUGCCGCUUCAUCGCCGAGGUCAAGCGGCCGUCCGGCGAGCCGUACGCAGCCGACAGCCUCUUCUACCUCUGCCUCGGCAUCCAGCAGCACCUGUUUGAGAACGGCCGCGUGGAGAACAUUUUCACGGACGGCUUCUACUGCAAGUUCUCCACAGAGUUCACCAACAUGCUCAGAGGCUUCCAACCGACCCUCACAAGCGGGGGUUACAUCCACUCGCGUGUGGAGGAGGAGUUCCUGUGGGACUGCAAGCAGCUGGGCGUGUACUCGCCCAUCGUGCUGCUCAACACGCUGCUUUACUUCUUCUGCAAGAACUUCGGCUUCACCACGGUCGAGCAGCACCGGCAGCUCUCCUUCGCCCACGUCAUGCGCUGCACCAAGACCGCCCAGGGCAACGUCAAGACCACCUUCCUGCGCUUCUACCCGCCCAUCGCGCCCAUCGAUGAUCUGGAUGGCGUUCCAGCCAAGAAACGCAAGGAGGAAGAGGAGGAGGAGGCGAAGGUGAAAGGGGAGAAGAUCCUUGAGAUGAAGGAGAACACGGAAAAUCCUCUGCGCUGUCCCGUGCGACUCUACGAAUUCUACCUUUCAAAGUGCUCGGAGACGGUCAAGCAGCGCACCGACGUGUUCUACCUGCUGCCCGAACGCUGCUGCGUGCCCAACAGCCCGCUGUGGUUCUCGGCCACCCCGCUGGACGAGGAGACGAAGGAAGCCAUGAUCACUCGCAUCCUCACCGUGCGGCAGCUGCACUUGGCCACCAGGGAGCGGACGCUUGCCCCCGAAGACGACGAGAGCGGCGGCAGAGGCGGCGACGACGACGACGACGAUGACGACGACUGGCCAUGACGAGUCUGUGAACUCUUACCGAGGAGACGGAAUCAAGUGUUUUGAAGGCAGCGGUUGAGUUACCACGUUUUAGAUGAGGACGAGACGUUCUGUGACACUAAAGGGAGCAAGCUUGACUCCUCCAAAAACUUGUUUUGAAUCGAAGGAAUCACCGUUGGAAUUCCACGAUCAGCAUUUUUUUUGUUUGUUUUGGAAUAUAUUAAUAAUCUUUUCUUUAUAAAGGUCCAACCAAUGUCAAUAGGCAGUGAGAUGACGCUGUCCUCUUUUUGUUACCGCCUCUUUGCCUUCAUGAUGUAGAUCAGUGUUUCCCAACCUGUAUUGAGCCAAUGUCCAAAUUUUACCUUUUGAAAAAAAAUCUUAAGGCACGCCGCUAAGCACAAAAUGUCACGGGAACGAUAUGACGUGAUACUGAAAUCAUGUCGUCUUCUUCGUGUCCGCUCUAGUUUGUGUGAAAUUUUGGCCCGUUAAGCUUUUAUUCUGAUGUUAAAUGACUGAACACUGGUUAAUUACUAAUUUCUGCUCACAAGUGAAGGCAUAUUUCAUUGUUCAUCUUUUUGCUAUACAUCACCGGCAUGGAUAGAUGGAAGAUACAUCGUGUCGAAAAAUCUGGGUUUUUUUCUCCACCAGUUGCGGUUGGGAAAAUCACUGAUAUCGAGUCCGUGUAAUUUAGAACAAACGGAACCAUCUUGCCGAGUAAAAACUACUUGAACCCAUCCAAGUUGCGAUUCAAAGCACCUUUUAAGACAAAACGUGACGGCCUUCCUCAAUUGUUAGCAGUGUACAAAUAAAAAAUGUAUCCAUUCAUAUAUCCCUUGACAGACGUUUUGUAUUGACCUUUUUGUUUAAUAAAACUGUCAAUGUUAA